UCAAUCAGUGAGCGCGCGCUUGCAAAAAAACGAACGCGUUUUAAUUUAAAACCUCCUUGAAAACUCACAGCGCGCAUUUGGCAGCUUGCGUUUUUGGAUAAGCGUAACUUUUAUCUCCGUCUGCCUUCGGCUUCGCACGGCCUUCGUGCGUGCGUCAAUUCUACACGAAAAUAUUGCAAACCGCAUUAUACCGAGUGUUUGAGGCUCCUUUGUACGAGAAACCUUCCAAGUCGCAUAAAUCCUCCAGGAUCGUGUGGAACCAUCAUAUCUUGAAGGGACGUGUGUGCCGGAGUUUCAACCAAGCGGCUCGUCAUAGUUAAACUACCACCUCUGGAAACAGUACAAGAUGCUCCCGGGGUUAGCUCGGUUUAGCGUGGCUUCUCUGAUGACCGGCCAAGCACAAGAUCAAGGAUUAUUCAGCCCGUAUUCACCCUCUUACCCGGGAAUUCAUUCAAUGGACAAAGCGCAGGUUUUUCCCACGGAUUGCUAUCGCAGACAAGAUUUUGCAGCUCCUCCGCCGACACCACCAAACAGCGGGCAACAGUUCUGGCCGAACGCAUCAAGCGGAUGGUGUUCUCCGGCAGGCAUGCAGUAUGGGGGCUCUCUGAAUACGUACAAUCCAAAUCAAGCAUCGGCCUAUCCUUGUGGAAACUACUUCUUCUCCGACUAUAAUGUCGAUCGUGACGACAAGGACAGCAAAAAAAAACGAACGCGUACGGCAUUUUCAACAGACCAAAUCAAAAGUCUUGAAAAACGCUUCGUUUCCAAUCAUUACGUUGUUGGAGCAGAACGUCAGAAACUAGCGACCGAACUUGAUUUAUCCGAGGCGCAAGUGAAGGUGUGGUUUCAAAAUCGAAGAACAAAAUACAAAAAGGAGAAAGAACUAGAAAAGCUCGGUAAACGUCGAAUAAAACGAAAAGGCGAACAUCAUAUCAGGAAGUGGCAAAUAUUAACGAAACAUUUUGGACCGGAUACCGAAGAACUGUUCUCUGAUCAGUAAUGUGACCUCAAUGGACCCAUGUAUCAACAUGCACAGAACAGGUCAACCAUACUGAAAAUGCUUGCUUGGAUGCAGUAUUAACCAUCACAAACGAAGGAUACCAAACGGGUGACAUAUUGGUUUGUAUUACGGGGUAGUGUAACGUCGAGGCUGGUGAUAGCAUUGAUGCAAAAGAUGCUAUGUUUCCGCGAUAUAAAUUUAAUUUUCAAACAGCUUCAACCUUUCAUAUAGUUCACUCACAGAUGACAACUCGUACGUAACUGAUCUCGCAAUUCAAAGCGAGCAUAACAACAGCUGUACUUUGGAAUAAGUCAUAAGUUUGCAUGACUGACCACUUAAACUCGUUCCUAGAUCCACGGUCGCAUAUUUUGGCUUGGUGGAUUAAGCCAGGAAUCAUAUGAAUUCAGCGAGGUUUUCACUCGUUGUUGUUCAAUGCAUGUAAAACUUUCCUGUACGAUAAAGACAAAUUUUAAAUCGAGUCAUUUCGAGUGUAAAUAGUGGACAUUGAUAGGAAUAUUGUACAUAGUAAAUCAACUGAAAAUAUGUAGGUAUGUAGGUAAAAUUAUAACACAAAAUACGGGUUAGAUGUGAAUAGUUCAAGUUAAGAAUACUGAGCCGAUUUGAUUCAUAUUUGAGACGGGAAACUCGUCUGAUGUGAAACCGCAGAGAGUUUCUUGUCCGAAUAUUCCCUUCUAAACCUUUCCCGUCCAUGCAUGCAAACAGACUGGUUAGUGGGAGUCCCGUCUGAACGAGAAAGUCGUUUUAAAUUAUUCGAAUCUACAGUAGAUAGAUAAGUCAGACAAUCGAGUUUCUCACUGAAUACCAACACGGUAAAAAACGAAACUAUGAGUAAGGGAAAUAGACAAUAUUAUUGUCGUAAUGAUUACGUGACGAACAUCAAAGUUUAUCCAUCACAAUUGAUAUUCAGACAGGCUGUCACGGAGUUUCCCGUCCCUAAUAUAAAUUCGACUAAAAAAGUGUAAGCGUAGAAGAAGAAUACUAGUUUUAUAGUAUUCCUGCUUGAAUUUAGUAUACGAAGACGGAAAAUAUUACAGAAUAGCUGUGUAAAUCACAUUGUUUAACACUGUUUGAUCAUAUGACGACACUGUUUCUCGGCGGUGCAAUGCAAUAUCUGUCCCUUGAAUGCAAGGUCCACAAUUUUACCAUCGAGGAAUGCAAUAAUCUCUUUUCGCGCUCUCUCGACAACACAGAAAGCCUCGCCUGCAUCUAUAUUCGUAUGCAACAGGUAAACACGUUAGAUUCGCCUAGAUUCAAUGUAAAUAAAUUCACCAUUCAUGCAUAAAUAUGGUAUGCCCCUAAAGGUAAACAGCCUUCAAUUCGUUUACAUUAAUUAAUUAAGUAGAUUCAAAUGCCAGACUCGCAAUG
Dendronephthya gigantea is the source of this 2386-nucleotide messenger RNA. RefSeq names its product homeobox protein EMX1-like. Gene Ontology annotation, molecular function: DNA-binding transcription factor activity, RNA polymerase II-specific; DNA binding. The record is from RefSeq and is a predicted model, not a curated record. Bases 347 to 1000 code for a protein of 217 amino acids. The transcript has 3 exons. Gene Ontology annotation, biological process: regulation of DNA-templated transcription; brain development; central nervous system development. NCBI's taxonomy places the organism in Eukaryota, Metazoa, Cnidaria, Anthozoa, Malacalcyonacea, Nephtheidae.